CCACGGAAGCCAACAAACCUUCAAGUCACAAGUGUUCACAACCUCACCAUCACACUGACAUGGACAAAACCUGCGCUGACCAAAGUGGACACACCAGUCAGCACCAGUCUCCUUUACAAGGUGACCUACACGGUCAUCGGAAGUGGUAAUCCACAAAUGGCCCAGACCGUGAAAACAGAGAGUGCUAAACUAAACUUGCAGGUUGAUAAAACCUACAAUAUUCACGUUAAAGCAAUUCGCAGCGAUAAUCAUUUAGUACAAAGUGAUUGGUCGGACACCUUAAGAGUUGAUUCUAAGAAUUUGGGUGAGUUUUCAUAG
This is a messenger RNA of Porites evermanni, 318 nucleotides long. Lineage: Eukaryota; Metazoa; Cnidaria; Anthozoa; Scleractinia; Poritidae. The record is from the annotation of a GenBank genome assembly.